AUGGCGGAAGACUGCCAACCCCUUGUGAUCGACACUGGAUCUGACUGCUGCAAAUCUGGGUUUGCUGGUGAUAUUGUUCCAUUCUCAGUGAUCCCUUCCGUGGUUGGCGAUGUCAGUCGACCAUAUCAGCGCGGCGUCGUAACCAACUGGGACGACAUGGAGAAAAUCUAUCACAACAUCUUUUACAAGGAGCUCCGAGUCGCUCCGGAGGAGCAUCCUAUUGUAAUGUCAGAAGCCAUAGUCAAUCCACGGCAGAAUCGGGAAAAGAUGACCCAAAUGUUGUUUGAAACGUUCAAUAGCCCCGCGAUAUACCUUGCAAGCCAGCCGCUCUUGUCUCUGUACGCAACUGCUCGUCAGACUGGUAUUGUGAUUGAAUCUGGCGGUGGUGUGACACAGGUUGUACCAAUUCACGAGGGCAUCACUUUCCCCAAUACAUUCUCCCAGGUUGAUCUGGCUGGCAUUGACAUAACUGACUACCUUGCGAACACCCUGGGCUGCGAAGACCAGAUAGCCAAAGCAAUCAAAGAGAAAUGCUGCCAUGUUGCCUUGGACUUUGAUUCUGAGCUUGAUGCUCGUGAGGAUCAGAGCUUUCACUUGCCUGAUGGACAGCAGAUUACCUUAGGGACCGAGCGCUUUUGUGCGCCAGAAGCACUAUUCCAGCCAGAUAGAAUCCUUGCCAUUGACCGACCAGGUAUCCAUCAAGUUGUACAUGAUGCAAUCCAGAAAUUCGAUUCCCAUGUACAAGAGCAGCUGUACCGCAAUAUAGUUCCGGCUGGCGGUUCAACCCUUUUCCCUGGCUUCAUCGACCGCCUUGGAAAGGAAAUAUCUGAUCUUGCUCCGUCAGCAAACCCGAACAUUAUCACUCCAGAGAAUCAACGCUACUCGGCCUGGGUUGGAGGAACUAUUCUUGCGUCGUUGUCUACAUUUCAAGAUAUUUGGAUUUCCCAGCGGGAGUAUGACGAGGAGGGGCCUUCUGUUGUGCAUAAGAAGUGUCACUAA
Messenger RNA from Aspergillus pseudotamarii, 999 nucleotides. Its product is annotated as actin family. The transcript has 4 exons. The coding region runs from base 1 to 999 and encodes 332 amino acids. The record is from RefSeq and is a predicted model, not a curated record. NCBI's taxonomy places the organism in Eukaryota, Fungi, Ascomycota, Eurotiomycetes, Eurotiales, Aspergillaceae.